Cucurbitaria berberidis CBS 394.84 is the source of this 2172-nucleotide messenger RNA. RefSeq names its product homogentisate 1,2-dioxygenase-like protein. Gene Ontology annotation, biological process: L-phenylalanine catabolic process. Lineage: Eukaryota; Fungi; Ascomycota; Dothideomycetes; Pleosporales; Cucurbitariaceae. The coding region runs from base 458 to 1924 and encodes 488 amino acids. Gene Ontology annotation, cellular component: cytoplasm. The transcript has 9 exons. Gene Ontology annotation, molecular function: homogentisate 1,2-dioxygenase activity. The record is from RefSeq and is a predicted model, not a curated record.
CAAACAUUUACAUCCGCCCUCUUCUCGGUCCGUUGUUGUCACAUAUAAAUGCUCAUGGGCGAAUAGGCAUCGCUUGAAGUCCGCUCUUGCCCGAUGCUGCAAGCUCGGUGGAGCUACCCCUCUUGGAGCUCUUCGGCAGUUGCAUAUCCGCCUUCUCCUAACCGUGGGCUGCGCAAUUGUAGGGCAUUCAGUUUCAAUCGGUUUCAUCAUCGAUUGGUCAAUGGCAGACGAGGUCUAAGAGAGGGGAUGUUCAGAAGCGAAUGAUGCAGUGCUCGGUGAGAUCCUGCAAGGUUGUGGGGUCGACGAGUGUGGGGUCAGUUGGAGAUGAUGUACUUCAACUACGCGGACCCCAUAUUCUCCAGCUUCCUCUUUCUUGACACAAUCUAUACGUUAUUUUGACUAUUCACUGCGAUUUACUUUCGCUGCAUACACCUAGUCAAUCAUAACUGAUUUCAACAUGCCCACCCAACUCGAAAAUCCUAAAGAGUACCAGAACAUCUUUCAUUGGGCGGAGACGCAGAAAGAUGGCAGUAUACCAUCCUUUGGGACUCGAAAGAAUGAUCCGUAUGAGUAUCAAUCCGGAUUCAACAACAGCUUUGAAUCAGAGGCGGUGCCGGGGACCAUCCCAAGAGGACAGAAUAACCCGAGAAACGUGAGAUUCGGUCUCUAUGCCGAGCAGAUGACGGGUACUGCUUUCGUCGCACCAAGACACUUGAACAAAAAGGCAUGGUUGUAUAGGGCGAGACCAGCGGUUGCCCAUCAAGGAUUCACGGAUCUACCGGAUAACGAGGAUACCGAGGCAAACUUCCUCCCCAUCAACAAGCGUGUCCACGUGUCCCCCACACAGCUCGCCUGGCUUCCUUUCGACGUUCCAACAGAUGGAGAAAUCGACUUCAUCUCAGGGCUCAAGAGUAUCGCUGGGUCCGGAGAUCCAACGCUCCGAGAAGGACUAGCCGUCCACACCUUCCUCGCGAAUGCGAGCAUGAAGAAGAGGGCGACGGUAAAUUCAGAUGGCGACUUCCUGAUUGUUCCUCAACAGGGAGCAUUAGAUAUCCAGACCGAGUUUGGACCGCUUUACGUACAGCCUGGUGAGAUAUGUGUAAUCCAGAGAGGGCAGCGGUUCAAGGUCAACGUUGAGGGACCGACGAGGGGUUACAUCUUGGAAAUCUGGGGUUCAAAUUUCGAGCUACCCGGACUCGGACCAUUAGGAGCGAACGGACUUGCCAACGCUCGAGACUUCUUACACCCAGUCGCAAAAUACCAAAUCGAGCAAGAGCCGUGGGAGAUCGUUUACAAGCUGGGCGGAAAGUUCUUCAAGAGCACGCAGAAUCACUCCCCAUUCGAUGUCGUAGCAUGGCAUGGCAACUACGUCCCGUACAAGUACGACUUGACGAAGUUUGUAAACGUUGGGUCAAUCUCAGUCGAUCAUAUCGAUCCGUCUAUCUUCUGUGUCCUGACGGCGCCAUCUCGCGAUCCGUCUGCACCGCUCGCAGAUUUCUUAAUCUUCAGCCCGCGCUGGGAUGUUGCUUCUCACACUUAUCGCCCACCGUACUACCAUCGCAACGGAGCUUCAGAGCUCAUGGGCCUGAUCUACGGCGAAUACGCGGGCCGCUCUGACGAGUUCCAGCCUGGUGGCGUGAGCUUUGAAUGUGGUUUCGUUCCACAUGGAGUUGCCUAUGAAGAGUUCAAAGCCGCCAGUGCACAGCCACCUCCGGAGAUGCAGAUCUCCAAGGGCGCUAUCGCUUUCAUGAUGGAGAGCUCAAGAAUGUUCACGAUCACGGACUGGGCGUGGAACAGCAAGAAGAAGCACGAGCACGAUCCCAAGAUGUGGGACAAUCUUGUCGACAACUUCUCAACCCACAAAGACGAAGUCGAGAAGAUAUUGGCUGAGGGCGUAAAGAAGCUCGGCGUGAACGGUCGUUAGUUCUCGAAGUGGUCUUGCUGUGGCGCGGUGAACUGAAGACAUGCAAGUCUGACCAUAGCCCGCGGCAAGCUGUCUAAGCGUUUGGCACUACCAAUCAAGCUCUGUUGGGUGCCAGCAUGUCUUGGGACAUACAAUAGGAGUGCAGUCUGGUUGAGACGUAGAAUGGAAUCAUCUUAGCCCAUGGCCAGAUCUGACUUGGAGUUUUAGGGCACAAUAUGAGCGUUCAGUGUAAAAAAAAUCGACCCUGU